Messenger RNA from Verticillium nonalfalfae, 1026 nucleotides. RefSeq lists its product as uncharacterized. The record is from RefSeq and is a predicted model, not a curated record. The transcript has 2 exons. Gene Ontology annotation, cellular component: plasma membrane. Bases 1 to 1026 code for a protein of 341 amino acids. NCBI's taxonomy places the organism in Eukaryota, Fungi, Ascomycota, Sordariomycetes, Glomerellales, Plectosphaerellaceae.
AUGCUGUCCCUCCUCCUCUUCGCCGCUGCGGUGGCUGCGCAGUGCACACUGCCAACCACGCCCCUCGCCUCAACCAUCACCGAGCCCUUUGGUAUCCAGGUUCAGAACCCGGCGUUUCCCGAAAUCCACAACCGCUACCUCUAUCUUUGGGAUGCCGGCGGCGGCGACAAACAUCUCUAUCUCAACCCCGCCGGCGUUCCCGCGACGACGCUGACCCUCGACGCCGGCGUUCUCGAAUUGGGGCCUCUCUUUGCCGUCAUCAAUGGCGAGUACACCGCCUGGGACAACACGACCAAGCUCUUCACCACGCAGCGCGGCGACCCUCGCGCCAUCUUCGAGCCCACCCACGCCUGCAACCCCGACACGACCGCCCCGCAGAUCGAACUCGCCUUCACGGGCCGCCAGACGUCCCCUCCAGGCGGUCACAUCUGCGUCCGCCUCGCCUCGGGCAACAGGCACGAGUUCCGCUACUCGCCGCCGCAGAACCCGGCCCACGACCCCUCCCGUCCGUGCAUCCCCGUCGUCCUGGCCCUCACGCGCGACGUGCCGCCCCCGCAGCCCGCGCCGACAACAAUUACAACAAUUACAACGACGACGACGACGACGACUGCCGGUCCCCCGGUCGUCCCGUCCGCCACGGCGGCGCCGGCUCCCUUCCGGGACGUGACGGCCCUGGGCUGGCGGUUCGUCGGGUGUGCGCCCGAAGAGGGCCCCGCGGGCGACGGCCUUGGGCGGACGCUCGGCGGGGCGCUGCACGCGGACGAUGGGCUGACGAACGAGGUCUGCGUUGCGUUCUGCCGGGGCCGUGGGUUCCGGUUUGCCGGGUCCGAGUACCGUCGUGAGUGCUGGUGCGGGAACACGCUGGCGGAGACGAGGGUGCCUGGGACGACGGCCGCGAGCCUGGCGGGGUGUCGGCUUCCUUGCGCGGGAGACGGGGCGCAGAUUUGCGGAGGGAGGGGGUGGAUGAGUUUGUAUGAGGCUUGUGUGGAGGGGGGGUCGUGUGUGAAUGCUGAGUUUGAGUCGUGA